Molecule: messenger RNA, 2097 nt
Organism: Gadus macrocephalus (Pacific cod)
Lineage: Eukaryota; Metazoa; Chordata; Actinopteri; Gadiformes; Gadidae
Gene: traf6
Product: TNF receptor-associated factor 6
Exons: 8
Coding region: 145-2070 (641 amino acids)
Biological process (GO): tumor necrosis factor-mediated signaling pathway; regulation of apoptotic process; protein K63-linked ubiquitination
Cellular component (GO): plasma membrane signaling receptor complex
Molecular function (GO): zinc ion binding; tumor necrosis factor receptor binding; ubiquitin protein ligase activity
Source: RefSeq, a predicted model, not a curated record
CCGCGUUGUCUCGGCGACCGCGGGAAAGCUCGUGUGGCGAUGGUUCCAUGGUAUCUCUCGCGACAAGUCUGCAUGGCCGCCAUAUUGGAGCGGUCAACGUCUAUUAAUGGGCUGUUGCAAUAUGAAUGGGCUGUUCCAAGUUGAAUGGGCAGUACCAAUGUGAAUGGGCUGAACCAAUGUGAAUGGGCUGUACCAAUAUGUUUUGAGUACCAAUAUGAAACGGACUUCCCCUCCGUGACGUCCGGAGGAUCAGGAAACAAAAAAGAAAACUUCUCCUGUGAGGUGAGAGUUUACGGAAACGCGUUAACGUGGAGCGAUAAACUGGAGUUAGGAGGAGGAGAGAUGGCUGCGUUCUACGAGAGUGAGCAGGACAGCCUGGAGGCGGAGCGCGGCGGCUGCGGCGGGGAGCUGUCCAGCUGUGCGAUGGCCAUGCUGGAGAAGGAGCGGGAGUCGCUGCUCAGCCCGUCCGAGAGCUCGGGGACGCUGUUCGGGAGCACGCCCACCUCCCUGCUGACCGCCGCCCCCCUGCAGGGCUACGACGUGGAGUUCGACCCCCCCCUCGAGAGCAAAUACGAGUGCCCCAUCUGCCUCAUGGCACUGCGCAACGCCAUCCAGACGCCCUGCGGACACCGCUUCUGCAAGCACUGCAUCCAGAAGUCCAUCCGCGACACCGGCCAGCGCUGUCCCGUGGACAACGAGAUGCUCUCAGAGGAGCAGCUCUUUCCUGAUAACUUUGCCAAAAGGGAGAUCCUGUCCCUCACGGUUCGCUGUCCCAACGCCGGCUGCAAACACAAGAUGGAGCUCAGGCAUCUGGAGACCCACGUGGGCCAGUGUCCCUUCGCCACCCUGCUGUGCCCCCACUGCCAGCAGGCGGUGCUGAAGAGCAGCUUGGAGGAGCACGCCACCCUGCAGUGCCUCCGCCGCCUGGUCUCCUGCCCUGACUGCGUGGCCAGCUUCGUCUACGAGGAGCAGCAGCUUCAUGAGCUGCAGUGUCCAUUCGCCAACGUGAAGUGCCAGUACUGUGGGCUGGAGCUCAUCAGGGACCAGAUGGAGUCUCACUGUGACACCGACUGCCCCAAAGCGCCCAUCGCCUGCACCUUCAGCACCUUCGGCUGCCAGGAGCGGAUGCAGCGGCACAACCUGGCGCAGCACACGCAGGAGUUCACCCAGAUGCACAUGCGCUACAUGGCCGAGUUUGUGCGCAGCAUGAGCCUGGGCGAGACCGCGCCCAAAUCGCUGUGGCUGCCGGGGGCGUCCUGCUCGUCCUCAGAGGACCAGGGGGCGGCGGGGCCCCCCCCGGGCCCCUGCGGCCCCCGGGGGUCCUCCAUGUGGAGCGGGGCCAGCGGCGCCGCCUCCUGCCAGAGCAGCGAGGUCAGCCAGACGCUCCGGGAGAUGGACGGACGCCUGGUGACACAGGACCACCAGCUGAGAGAGCUGGUCAUCGGGAAGGAGACGCAGGGCGGGCAGCUGGCGGAGCUGCGUCGGCGGGUGGCCGUGCUGGAGGAGACGGUGAAGGAGCUGGAGGCGCAGCAGUGCCAGGGGAUCUUCGUGUGGCGGCUGCGGGGGUUCUCGGCGCUGCUGCGGAACCAGGAGCAGGGGGUGCCGGUGGUGGAACACAGCCCCUGCUUCUACACGGGCCGGCCCGGCUACAAGCUCUGCCUCAGGCUGCACCUGCAGGCGCCCAACGCCCCACGCUGCUCCAACUUCAUCUCCCUGUUCGUGCACACCAUGCAGGGGGUGUACGACGCCCAGCUGAGCUGGCCCUUCCAGGGCACCAUCCGGCUGGCGGUGCUGGACCAGGGCGCCGAGGGCCAGCACCACAUGGAGGAGAUGGACACCAAGCCCGACCUGCAGGCCUUCCAGAGGCCCACCAUCCCGCGCAACCCCAAGGGCUUCGGCUACGUCACCUUCCUGCACCUCAACCAGCUGCAGCAGCGCGCCUACGUCAAGGACGACACCCUGAUGGUGCGCUGCGAGGUCGGGCUGCGCUUCGACGCCGUGCUGCGCCGCGAGGGCGCCGCCAUGACCCCCCGGGGCCCCGAGGACCCCCCGGGGCCCCGGGACGUCUAGGGGCCCCGGGACGUCUAGGGGCCCCGA